Molecule: messenger RNA, 2865 nt
Organism: Gossypium arboreum
Lineage: Eukaryota; Viridiplantae; Streptophyta; Magnoliopsida; Malvales; Malvaceae
Exons: 2
Coding region: 1850-2482 (210 amino acids)
Source: RefSeq, a predicted model, not a curated record
AACAAGAUCUUUUUGAUCCUGUGGAUAUGGGUGUGAUGAAUAAUUUAUGAUGGUUUUGUUAAGGGUAACCACCCUUAUCGUACGGCAGGGAUGUAAUUGUUGGAGGGACCAUGAACACCUCCCUCAUCAUAUCAGUUUCCACUAACCCUCUUUUUUUUUUUUUUUUUGUUCUUAAAAAAUUAUAAAAUGGAGGAGACAACUGUUAGAAGGGAUAUAGAAUUCUUGGGUGCAUGUGAAUCACACACCAUAGCAAACGCAGCUCAACUAUUUUAUGAUGAUUGUCCCCAAAAACCCUAAUAUAGAAAUAUAGAUAAUAGAUAUGUGCAAAUCCUGUUACAUGUUAAUAAAAAUAAUUUAUAAAUGAAGUGCAUUGCUCGACCUGUCUUAGGCAUCUUCCACAAAACUUGAAUUGCAUUGGCUAUUUACACUCUCAUUUGUUUGGCAUGCCUGAAACCCAAGAAUGCACCCCAGAUUCUUAAGUUCUUCUCUCUCUCUCUCUCUCUUUAUAUCAAAAUAUUAUAGUUUAUUUGGACCUUGUUUUCAGUAUAUACUGAUGGGGAAUAUUGUGAGAGAGCAAGCUCAUCCUCUUUCUCUCUCAAAACCUAGAUUUGGCUCAACUUAAGGUUUUUCUCUUUCUCCUUGCAAAACUCAAUUUCUCUCUACUUCAUCUUCUUCAACUUCAACUGGUUUAGCUGCUGUGAUUCUUCAUAAUUUGGUAGCCUCUUCAAGAAUUUGUAUCAGGUCAGAAUAUGCACUUCAAUUCUCUACUACCCUCCCUUUUUUCUUUUCUUUUCUGAUGCAUGAUUUCAUUGCAACAAGAAGAGGAUAAAAGAGAUAAGAAUCAUAAAAUAUUAGGUUGAGUUUGACUUUCGGAAGCAAGGAAUUUGGAUGUUCAAUUGUGUGUUUGAUAUAUAUGCAUUUGGUUUUUAUUAUUUUCAUUUUAGAGUUACCCUUUAACAUGGUGAUUAUGAUGAUCCUACUGUUAAACUUUGUUAUCACCGGCUUUCAUAUUUUUCCUUCUUAAACAAUCACUUUAAGAAGAUCCAUGAAAGUAAUGAUUUUUUUCCUCUUAAUUAAACAAAAUUCAUAUAUCCACACAUACAAAAUGUAUGUAAUUUCAUUUAAACACCAACUCUUUCAUGGAUGCUGGUGUAGUUUAAUACAUCUAAAUCUAUGAAAUGAAUAUUUUAAAACAUACAUACAUACAUACUCAUCUAACUGUGUUGCACUCCUAUUAAUUUAGUAUACUCAUAGUAAUUAGGUACCGAAUAUCCAUUUAGAUGGAGUGGUUUAUAGUGGAUUAUUAUUAUUUUGUAAAUGUGGUUAUAUAAAGGUUAAUAUAUGUGUGAAAGAAAAAGUAAUAGACAUAAGAAGAAACCAAGAAGGGCAUUGAAACCACAUGUGAUAUAUAAUGUACCUAUAGACAAGGCUGCAUAAUGGAAGAUAUUUUGUAUGGAAGAUUUAUCAAUGGUGGCCCAAAGAACAUGUGAAGAAGAAGACAAAUCACACUGGAACUAAAAGUGGUUGAUGUUUAUCAUACUUUCAUUUUUAGUGCUGGAAAAACAUUAAUUCAUGCCAUUCAUCCCCCUUCUCUCCUCUCAAUAAUAAACAAUCCAUUACCAAUCAACAACCUUAUUCUCAGCUUUUUUUUUUUUUUUGGGGGGGGGGGGGCUCACUUUAACAGGUGGGAAUAGUAAAAAGGUGAUUUGAUUAUCAGAGUUGUUAUGUGAUCUACUUUCUUAUCAAAUUUCUUGGGAAAGAAGGGAUCAUUUUAUUCAUUUCCCAAAUCCAAAUCCAAAUCUAUUCAUCCUACAUAUUCGGUGUAUUCUUCAAGCAACAUUAAACUCCAAUGGGGAAUCUUCUUAGGCCGUACGAUAAGGAGUAUAUGAGGAUGGCUAUCUUAAAACAUGAAGAAACUUUCAAAGAACAGGUGUACGAACUGCAUCGUCUAUAUCGAAUCCAGAAGACGUUGAUGAAAAGCAUGGAAAGCAGCCGGCCUAAAGGAAACUUUAGCUUGAAGAAUAAUUAUCACCAUGGAAAUAUAAAUAUGCAUCACAAUACAAGAACCAGACUUGACUUGGAACAUCCGGCGGCUGAGGGUGAUCAUCGGUCAAACAAUGUUGUUGCAGAACCAGACUAUGGUCGUAACACAAUAUUAGAAUCCAUAGAUGAGAGCGAGAUUGAGCUUACUUUAGGCCCCACAAGGUACGUGCCGAGGAAGAAACAUGGGACUCCUCGAACUUCGGAUUCCGGUCCGAGCUUCUCUUCUUCUUCCACUGAAUCCAGUCAUGUGAAGAAGACAAGCACAACAAGGGAUGAUUUCACUGGAAAUGAGCAGAUGGGACUUUUCAAGGUCACUGAUAUGACAUUUGGGUACCCAAAUGGGAGUAAAAACAACACUGAUCUUGAAGAACAGUUGAGACAGGAGAGAUUAAAACAGCCACCUUGGCUUUUCCAAGUUCUAAGCAUGAAUAUGACUUAAACAAAAAAGAAAAAAGAAAAAGAAACUAUCAUCCAAGUCGAUAUGAUUAGAUUUUAGACUGUUUCUUAUCGACUAAUUUCCUGUGAUUGAUGUUUGUGUGGAAAGUUUCUUCUAAGUUUCUUUUUUAGCAAUGGAGUAUUUUGUAAAGAUCACUUGUUUCCUUGCCUUGCAAAAAAACCCUCUAAUUUGUUGAGCUCCACUUUCAAAUCAGUCUAUUUCCAAGUCCCACUUGGGGAAGACUUUUGAGUACACAGCACACCUUUUUAUUAAUUCUCUUUAAUUUGAUCAACCUUUGCUGUAUUAGCCGGUGUUAUAGUUUCAACUCUGUUGUAUUUGCAAAGCACCUUUUAGGGCUUAUAACAGGAAUAUUCACAUCUACAAAA